This is a messenger RNA of Clunio marinus, 1662 nucleotides long. Lineage: Eukaryota; Metazoa; Arthropoda; Insecta; Diptera; Chironomidae. The record is from the annotation of a GenBank genome assembly.
AUGCUUGAGAGAAUUGUGCUUGUUGCUGUUCUUUUAUUUUAUUUUAAAUUUGCUCAUAUUUCUUGUUUUGUUAACAACAUUAAUCAGUUGAAGGCUGUUAAGCUGACAGUAGAAAGUGAAAGUGAUCAGAAAUGUCAGAAUGAAUUAAAUGAAUUCAUCAAUGCGCUAGACUCAAGAGAUGAGUGGGCGGUAACUAUGUUUGACACGUGGGCAAAAAUUCCAUCAGGAUUAUUACAAAAUAACUUUCAAAAUAUUGGACACUUCACAGCGUGCGUUAAGUUCAGAAAGAAUUUAAAAGAUUUUGAUACUCUUCAAGGUCAACAUUGUAUGAUCUCUUUCAAUGCCAAAACUGAUUCAAAUGUGUCAGCAGGCGACAAUCUUUUUGAUUGGAAUGAAGUUGGCGACCUUUUUAGAAAGCAUCAACUCUCGAUGAAUCAUGGAAUUUGUUUGCCAGCUUCUUGUUCUGUUAAGAAAGUAGCCGAGUUUUCUAAUCAAAUCUUAUCGCAUGCUGAUAUGGUUGUAAUUAACACCACUUGUAAAACAAACGAUUCCUUAUCAUUAACAGUUGUUGAUAUUGUAGCCAUAAUAAUUUUCUCCAUUUUUGGAUUGCUUCUAAUUGCAAGCACACUUUACGAUAUUAGACAACGAAGUCAAAAGAAAGAACCGCACGAGCUUUUCAUCGCUUUUUCAAUGUACACAAAUGGCGAGAGACUUUUUGACAUGACAGAAAGCAAAUCAAGACAUUCAAUUGAUUGCCUUAAUGGUCUCCGUGCCGUCUCUCUAUUGUGGAUCAUCGUUGGUCAUAGAACAUUCAAUCAACUGGCAGUUUCUUAUAUGAAUGGAAAAGAUUUUGGUCAAUUCAUGGCUACAAUUCCGUCUGUUUUUCUCGCAAUAUUUCAUAUUUGGGUCGAUACGUUCUUUGUCAUGGGUGGUCUAUUAGUGACAAUUUCAUUUUUGAAUGCUCUAGAUAAGAAAACUGUAAAUAUUGGCAGAAUGUAUCUUCAUCGUUACUUACGUUACACGCCAGUCUUGGCUGCACUGAUACUAUUUACUGUUUCAUUAAUGAAAUUUAUGGCUUUUGGUCCUUUGUUUGAUUUUGAGAAGAAUGAACCUCAUUGUAGAACUUACUGGUACUGGGCACUUUUGCACGUUCAAAACUAUGCUGUAGCUAACGAGCAAUGUCUUGAUUUCUCUUGGUAUUUAUCUGUAGACUUCCAAAUGUACAUCAUAAGUCCAUUGUUGAUUUAUCCAAUAUGGAAAUGGGGAUGGAAGAAAUGUUUUUGGAUCUUUCCGUUCUUGAUUUUCUUGAAUCAAUGGUGCGUCUUUGCUACUGUCUUAAAAUAUGAACUGACGCCAAUGGUUUGGGACAAUAAUGGCAGUGGUGGAAUCAUCAGAUGGUUUCUCUCUCUGAAGCAAUGGAAACCAAUUGGAAGAAUGGGUUUAAGCAUUUAUUUGACUCAUCGAAUUUAUGAAAUGAUUUCAAUUCUUCCACAAAAGCAAACGCUGCAUUUUGACUUCAUCACAGUGAUGCACAUGUUUUGGGGUGAAGUUCUCAUCACUUUGGCUAUUGCUUCAUUUUUGUACUUAACUUUCGAAGCGCCAUUUCUACUAGUUGAAAGUUAUAUUUACGAAAGAUUUUUCAAGAAAAACUCAACUUCUUGA